AUGAUUAUGAAAGCUGCUGUUAGCCUGCUAGCCAUUAGGCUCGCUUCUGCCCAUAUAGAAAUGAAUUGGCCAUAUCCCCUGCGCAGCAAGUAUGACCCUGACACACCUACGUCUCUGAUCGACUAUUCCAUGACAGACCCGUUGAAGUCGGACGGCUCCAACUUCCCUUGCAAAGGCUACAUUUCAAAUACUCCCUGGCGCUCUGUGACCAGCUACAUGGCUGGGCAGAAAUACAACAUCAGCCUCGCAGGCUCAGCUACACACGGUGGAGGAUCCUGCCAACUCUCUCUUAGCUACGACAACGGCACCUCAUUCCAUGUCAUCGAGUCGAUGGAAGGCGGUUGCCCUCUGGAAUCCUCCUACGACUUCAAUAUGCCUAGUGAUGUCGCCAAUGGUGAUGCACUUUUCGCAUGGACAUGGUUCAAUUACGAGGGAAACCGUGAAAUGUACAUGAACUGCGCAGAUGUGACCAUCUCGGGUGGCCAGGGAACCGCAGAUUCCUUCGAAUCUGCGUAUCCGGAGAUCUUCGUGGCUAAUGUCGGUAAUGGAUGUCAGACCAUUGAAAUGCAGGAGACUGUGUUUGCCCAUCCGGGAAAUCAGGUCAUUUAUGGUUCUGGCGUGACCUCGUCUAGUCCGCCUUCUCCUUCUUGUGCUUGA
Talaromyces atroroseus is the source of this 657-nucleotide messenger RNA. RefSeq lists its product as hypothetical. The transcript has 2 exons. The coding region runs from base 1 to 657 and encodes 218 amino acids. Lineage: Eukaryota; Fungi; Ascomycota; Eurotiomycetes; Eurotiales; Trichocomaceae. The record is from RefSeq and is a predicted model, not a curated record.